AUGUGUGGAAAAUGUUAUACACGAAGGAAGAAAAGCGACGAGAACAUGAAACCAAGAAACGUUGCACUGGAUAUGACGAAACAAUUAAAACACCUCAAAAUGUGUGUUGACAACUAUCGGAUUCUUGGCGAUGAUAAAUCAAAGCCGUUUCACGACAAAUUUGAUUUACUUAAGAUCGCGAAAGUGGCCGCAACGAAGGAAGGGCUUGAACGAGAGAGAAAGCAAUUUCUGCAAAUGUUUGAUGAUUUGGACAUUCAGAAAUUUCUUGACGAUGUGGAGAAUGAUCCACAACAGAUCCAGGAUUUGGCCUUCUUCAAAAACAAAUUCCAGGAUUUGUUAUUAGAUAUCCCUGAACCCCAACCUAUUUUGACGUGUAAUAACACCACCACUAUAACGGACAUUGAAAAUCAACAAGACACACAUCAACCAAUUAACAUCUUUGAGAAGAGAGAGGAGAAGAAACAAGAGGAGCAAAGUGAGAGUACAAUUUUAGAGGUCUUUGACAAUUCAAAAAUGGAAGAAGAAGCACUUCCACAACCAACUAACGAUUGGGAAUUAAAAGAAGAGAAGCUAAUGAGUUCGUCGUCUUUGUCAACAAAUUCUCCAGAACAAUCUCCACGUCGAGAGAAGCAACAUGACCACACACCAUCUUUCAAUCUUAACGAGAACGAACCGUGCAAUGACUUUUCGUUGAACGAAGAGUCUUUGGAAGAGCACAAAGAAGGGUCCGAAUCAUCGAAAGAGCCUUCAGAAGUCGAAAACAUUGAAUCAAUAUUUGGACGCUCGAAAGAUAGUACAAGACCAUCUUUAGAGAUAAUUACUGAGGAUAACAUCACCGAGAUCAUUCAAGACGCUCCACCCGAAGUCACUGAGAAAAAACCUUUGAAAUUAUUAAAUACAAACAUACCCGUCAUUAAGAAGAGCUCACAGAAAACAAAGAAAAGUCUUGAGAAAAAAGGUGACGAUUGUAUUGACGUUGAUUUUGUAACAAUGAGAACUUCCGAGGACACUGUUUCGCCAGAAGAAGUCUUGUCUCAAGAGUGUGUCGAGUUCUUUAGACGUGUAAUUAGUCAGUUGUGA
Entamoeba invadens IP1 is the source of this 1080-nucleotide messenger RNA. RefSeq lists its product as hypothetical. The record is from RefSeq and is a predicted model, not a curated record. The coding region runs from base 1 to 1080 and encodes 359 amino acids. The transcript has a single exon. NCBI's taxonomy places the organism in Eukaryota, Evosea, Mastigamoebida, Endamoebidae.